Molecule: messenger RNA, 2246 nt
Organism: Lecanosticta acicola
Lineage: Eukaryota; Fungi; Ascomycota; Dothideomycetes; Mycosphaerellales; Mycosphaerellaceae
Source: the annotation of a GenBank genome assembly
AUGCAGCAGUCCGCUCCCUCGCGCAAACGCGAUGCUCCAGGCCCAUCGCCCAUGGUGCAACAGCCUAUGACACCGCAGCCGGCGUAUCAAUUCCAACCAUAUCCCGACAACUCCGACUUCAACUUCGAUUUCUCCAAUACCUUCCCUACCGACCCGUCCUAUUCCGAUGCGAACUUCCCAGACCCAAACAACCUUGCGGCAUCCUUGAAUCCCUCGCAAACACCUACAUACGGCGGCAGCCUUGCUCCACCUCCUUCUACGGAUCUGAUUAGACGGACUAAGAAUCAGCAACUAGCGCCGCAGAACGGACAGCAAGAUCAAUGGAGUGGGUCUGGUGGUAACGCGGCUGGAAUGGGCGACGAAGACGAGCGCGAAUUGCAGAUGAAGAUCGAAUUGGCGAAGCGAGACCCCCAGGGCAAACGGAAACAGAUUCCCCCGUUUGUGCAGAAACUGAGCAGGUCGGUACCGUAUGCAAUGAUGAUGGCCCGCACAAGCUGACAGUGUGUAGCUUUCUGGACAGCGGCAACACCGAGUUGAUUCGAUGGUCAGACGACGGCAGGUCGUUCAUCGUCCUGGACGAAGAUGAAUUCGCCCGGACCUUGAUCCCCGAACUGUUCAAACACAACAACUAUGCCUCCUUCGUCCGGCAAUUGAACAUGUAUGGGUUUCAUAAGACUGUCAACAUCACGGACGGCUCACUCCGCCAAUCGGAGAAGGCUCGGAAAGGUGUAAAGCCCCCCAGCAUGUACUCUCACCCCUACUUCCGCAAGAACCGACCCGAUUUACUGUGGCUGAUCCAGAAGCCUACGGGAAAGUCUAACGCCAAGAGGAAGCGAGAUGGCACCAUCAAGGAUGGGUUUGACAGCGAUGAGGAGCGACAGUUCUCUCCCGUACCCGAUAGCAGACCCCACGGAGAGCUGGGAGCUGCCGCUGGCCAGGAUCUGGCAGCCAUGCCUCGAACGGAGCUGGCUGCUGUACGACAAGAGAUCAAGAAGCUGCAGCAACAGCAGCAGCUCAUUUCUCACAUGAUUCAGCAGCUGAAAGAGCAGAAUGACCAAUUCUACCGACAGGCCACUGCAUUCCAACAACUGCAUGACCGGCACGAGACGUCCAUCAACGCCAUCCUCACUUUCCUGGCUACCUUCUACAAUCGCAGCUUGGAUGGUCACGCUGGACAGAACUUGGUCAACAUGUUCAGCAAUAUGAACCAGAAUAGCAACCAGCAGCAACACGGCAGCGUGGUGGAAGAGUAUGACAAUCCGCCUGAAUCCGGCAAUCGUGUCCAGCGCUUUCCUAAGAAGCCACAAUUGCUUCUUACCGGCUCAGAAGCAGCUGCAGCCGAUCCGUUUGGUCGACUUGACAGGGCAGUGACAGAACCGAGCUCUGCUCGCCAUUCUGCUAGUCCUCCAAAUGCAGGCACUCCUUCCCAGCGAGACAGCACGUCAAGCGCACCUCCCCAGCGGCGCUCGAGUGUAGCUGUAGGCAGGAGUGGAGACAGCCCGCCUGUCAACAACGACACGCCAACGCCAGACCUCCUGCACCAGACUCCUGAGAAUGAGCAGAUGCUAAGUUUCAUCAAUCAAGCCAAUGCAACUAGUGCAGCAGAAUCCAAUGGGUCUGCUCCUGCUAUGGACUUCACCGACGCGUUUAGUCAGUUCAACCAAGCCAACGGUACCCAGGCACCACUGACUUCGCAACAACGCGAUGAAGUGUUGAACAGCCUGAUGGUCAACCACCCAAACUUGUCUUCACCCGACAACAAUGCCUUGACAACGCAAGCCCGACCGUUCAGUCUUGAGCAGUUCCAGAACAAUCAAGAGAGCAUGAAUCGCCUGGGGAGCAUGCAGACGGAUCUCGAAUCCAACAUUGCCCAACUUGUGGAUAGAGUCGGAUCGUACUCUCCCAGUGGCUCGAUCCCGGGGCUGAGGACGGACGAUGCAGGCGCACUCAACGAUGUGAUGGGCGACCCAGGACAAUACGAUUUCGAAGAGUUUGUCAACGAUCCAACCGCAGACGGGUGGAGCCAGUAUGCGCCCGGGCAAGGUUACGAGAACACAGGAGAUGACCUUUUCUCACUGGACAACCUCAACACCGACACCACUCACCUCGCGCCCGCCCUUGGGACUGUGGAGAGAUUGAGUAGUGAAGGCACUGGUCCUGCCACCACGGCUCAGGUGGCCGAUGAGGCAGACGCAGGGGAGCUUCAGGAGCCCGGCACGCCGAGCAAGAGACAGCGGAAAUCUUAG